Molecule: messenger RNA, 962 nt
Organism: Erythranthe guttata (spotted monkey flower)
Lineage: Eukaryota; Viridiplantae; Streptophyta; Magnoliopsida; Lamiales; Phrymaceae
Product: leucine-rich repeat receptor protein kinase HPCA1-like
Biological process (GO): protein phosphorylation
Molecular function (GO): ATP binding; protein kinase activity
Source: RefSeq, a predicted model, not a curated record
UCUAACAAUAUGUGUUUAUUUUUUAAGGGAUGAGUGGAAUAAGGUUAGAUUGGAUGAGACGGCUUCGAAUAGCGCUCGGUGCAGCGAGAGGGGUGCAAUAUCUGCAUGACUUAGCCAAUCCUUCGAUAAUUCACAGAGAUAUUAAAUCGAACAAUAUUUUGCUGGACGAACGGUUGAAUGCAAAAGUAGCAGAUUUCGGUCUUUCUAAGCCAAUGGGAGAACCCGAAAAGGGCUACGUUACCACUCAAGUUAAAGGCACAAUGGGAUAUUUGGAUCCCGAGUACUACAUGACAAACCAAUUGACAGAAAAGAGCGACGUAUACAGCUUCGGAGUUCUUCUAUUCGAAAUUCUAACCGCAAGAAGUCCAAUAGUUAACAGUAAGUACAUCGUUCGAGAAGUCAAAGAAGCAAUGGACAGAACCAAGGUUCUCUACAACCUCCACGACAUCCUCGACCCAAUAGUAGCAGCCAACUCAGCACCAGGCAGCGUCGAAAAGUUCACCGACAUGGCGUUGAGGUGUGUCCAAGAAUCGGGCGAUAGCAGGCCCACGAUGAAUGAGGUGGCGAAGGAGAUCGAAAACAUCAUGGAAUCGGCCGGUCUCAAUCCACAUUCCGAGUCGGCAUCGACUUCGAACAGUUACGAAGGGAAAGGAAAAGAUCACGAACAUCCUUACAUUAAAGAGAGUCUCUUUGCAUAUAGUGGGAGUUUCUCUCCUUCAAGGUUAGAACCCAAGUAGGGGGGCUAUGGGGAGCCAUGGCCCCCAAAUAUAUAAAUAUUUAUUAUUUUUCGAGUAGUGUAGUAUUGUUGUUCCGGGCCCUUCUAGAUGAUAAUAUUAUGUGCUCUCGUGAGUAUGAAAUUCUGGCUCCGCCACUGGCUGAAAGUGAACUUGUGUGUAAAUUUAUUUUUCAGAAUUUGUUGCAUGAGUUUUGUGAAUUGUGCAUGUAUAUUCCAAGAUUUAUUU